CAUCGAAGCUCGCAGUCUCGGGAGAGACAGAGUCAGGAACUCCAACAACGCAGAAGGCUCGACAAGCCAGGACCCAGGGUUCGAUCGGCGGCAUGGGGGAGCUGAGAUCCCCCUGAUGCAGGACCUUGAUCACCCCGACGCAGGGGGCCCGACCGCCGGCUACGGGAGUAAGAUCGCCCCGUCAACAGAAUGCUCGAGGCCUCCAAUGCGGGAGAACAAAGAAGGGAUGAGAUUGAACUUUUUUUCGCCCUCCAUCAUGGUGAGGAAUGUGGAGGAAUCGCUGUGGUGGAUGUUUAUGUUGAAAUGUAUUUUGUGUGUUCUGUUGCUUUUUGUUUGUAUGACUGACUUGGCAAAUGAAAUUCCUCGUAUGUUGCAAAACAUACUUGGCUAAUAAAGUAUUAUUGUAUCAUAUCGGAUGCACGCCUCAGUGAGUGGGCAGAGGGCAAGGUAAAAAGAAAGGGGAUAGGGGCAUUAGAGAAUUCAAUGGUCAUACUGUUGGGUUGUAAACUACCCAACCUGGCAAUGUCCCAAUCUGGCAACACAAGGUGCUGUUCCUCCAGUUUGCAUGUGGCGUCAAUCUGGCAAUGGUGGAGGCCUGGGGCAGAAAGGUGGGUAUUUGAAUGGGAAGGGGAGUUACAGUGGUUAGCCACUGGGAAAUCCAUCAGAUCUUGGCAAGGAACACAAUUCACACUUUGUUCUCAUAAAGGUAGACGUUUGAGGAACUCCAUAUGAUGAAAGCUGGGAAUUUUCAGAAGUGAAGAGAGUAUGGGUGAGAGAGGGUAUCAAGGGGAAGAUAGUUGGAUGAGUGAGGGGAAUUAUUUUUCUAAUACUUCAUAUCAAAUGUUACAUUGACCCUUCAUGUCAAGUUUUAUUGAUCGAAAAGUAGUCAAGGGAACAGAAUGUAAAUAUAUAGCAGGAGGCGUGACUUUGAAGCAACAGUUAAACGUCACAAAGUGCUAUUGUAAACAAAAGGCGCUGGAUGUACCUUGGACCAUUCAUUAUUUAGAAGCGGUUUGCCAUUUCCAUACUGAACAACUGAUCUACAACAGAUCUACAGUAAGCCUCGCUCACGAGAAACAAUUAGCCGGCUAUUGAAAAAGGAACAAGUCGCAUGUGGACAUAAUGGAACAACCUGCACCAGCUAAUAUUCCAGCACAACCAGUCAAUCCGGGAACCUAUUUGGAGCAGUCUCAGGACAGACAUCAUUGGGACCAGCCUCCAGGUUACCCACCGCCAGGGUACACACCCCAGAGUUACACGCAUCAGGGACACCUACCAAAUGAACCAUAUCAAGUCUUCACAGGGCUUCCUGCCACAUCUCUGGAUGAUGCACCCCCAGAAUAUCAAAAUGAAUUUGCCAAUGAAACAGAGAAGAACUUUUCAGACACAGUCAUAAGGAGAGCUUUCGUUAGAAAAGUGUUUCUCAUUUUAAUGGUUCAAUUGUUAAUCACCAUAGCAAUAAUCUGCACUUUUCUUUAUUGGGAAGCCCUGAAUGUGUGGGUAACCAAAACAUAUUGGUUAACAUAUGCCUUGAUUCCUGCCAUCUUCGUUUUAAUUAUUACCUUGUCAUGCUGUGAUGGUGUACGACGGAAAUCUCCAUGGAACUUUGUGCUUCUUUUAUUAUUUACUAUUCUGGAAGGUUUGAUGUUAGGAACAGUUUCCGUUUCCUUUGGUGCUGAUGCGGUGAUGUGGGCUGUAGGUGCUACUGCGUUUGUGUCGUUAGGACUGACAAUAUUUGCCUUGCAAUCCAAGUGGGAUUUGACCAAGGGACGUGGAAUUUUGCUCGUGCUCCUAUUGGUGUUAUUAUCAUUUGGAAUUCUGUGUGCCAUAAUACAAUCAUAUUGGCUCCAAAUAGUUUAUGCCUCCUUAGGAACAUUGAUUUUUUCUGUUUACCUGGUGAUUGACAUACAAUUAAUGCUGGGAGGAAAGCACAGAUACAGCCUUAACCCUGAGGAAUACAUUUUUGCUGCUCUGAACCUUUACCUCGACAUUGUGAAUCUCUUCUUGUUCAUACUUCAACUUAUUGGUCUGAGUCGUUAAGGAAUAAAAAUGAAGUACGCAGUCGGCUGUAACGAUUCAUUAUUAAUGUAUUCUCAUAGGUUAAUUCAUUAUGGGAGCAGAAGCAGACCAUUUGGCCCAUCGAGUCUACUCUGCCAUUCAAUCCUAACUGAAGAUAGACCCGAAAUGCUGGAAUAACUCAGCGGGACAGGCAGUAUCUCUGGAGAGAAGGAAUGGGUGAUGUUUUGGGUCGAGACCCUUCCUCAGACCAUUCAAUCAUGACCGAUCAAUCUUUUCCUCUCAACCCCAUUUCCUGCCUUCUCUCCAUUACCCAACACCAUUACCAAUCAAGUGUCUGUCAAUCU
This is a messenger RNA of Leucoraja erinaceus (little skate), 2363 nucleotides long. RefSeq lists its product as uncharacterized. The record is from RefSeq and is a predicted model, not a curated record. NCBI's taxonomy places the organism in Eukaryota, Metazoa, Chordata, Chondrichthyes, Rajiformes, Rajidae. The transcript is spliced from 10 exons. Gene Ontology annotation, cellular component: membrane. The coding region runs from base 1123 to 2040 and encodes 305 amino acids.